This is a messenger RNA of Ceratosolen solmsi marchali, 839 nucleotides long. Its product is annotated as trypsin-like. The transcript is spliced from 4 exons. Gene Ontology annotation, biological process: proteolysis. Gene Ontology annotation, molecular function: serine-type endopeptidase activity. The coding region runs from base 18 to 839 and encodes 273 amino acids. NCBI's taxonomy places the organism in Eukaryota, Metazoa, Arthropoda, Insecta, Hymenoptera, Agaonidae. The record is from RefSeq and is a predicted model, not a curated record.
UUUUAUAUUGUAAAAUCAUGCAGCAUCACAUUUACCUCUUUAUUAUCCGACACAUAGUAUUUGGGAUUUUGAUUUUUCAUCAUUUUUCGCACACGAAGGCUCUGUAUGGACAUAACGUUAGACCGGCACAGCAGAAUGAACAAAGUUUUGUUAUUAAAGUAAUGUUCAUAGUUCCGGGUGCUAAUGUAUCAACGGAUCUCAUAUGCACCGGUGCACUCGUUACCAGACACGAUGUUAUAUCCGCCGAACAUUGCAUGCAAUAUGUGGAAAUGAAUAAUACGAAAUUUCUCGUUGGAUUAACGGAUUCGCCACAAUUCAGAUUUUAUCCAAACUGGUGGAUUUCGUACGAGCAAUGGGAACAACAUAGCGAUCAACGGAAAGGAUAUCUGAUAAAUGAUUUUUGUUUUAUAAGGUUGACGAGUAUUGUGAUGGACGAAUUUAAUACUGUAACUUUUUCUUUCUACGAGCAAAAGAAAACUUCGGGCAAACGCGUCGUUGUAUUGGGCUGGGGUAGCUUAAAUAAUAAUACGUAUCCUACGACCUUGCAAGCUGCCGAUUUAAAAGUUAUGUCGAAAAAGGGAUGUGAUCGUCAAAUUUCUAGAGUCCUUGGGCGUCGUAUACAAAUUCAAGAAAAUAUUUUAUGCACUAUAGGAGAUCCGUUUACGGUGUUGAUGGAUGGCGACAGUGGUAGUCCGCUUUUAUAUAGAAAUAAGCUUAUUGGUGUUAGUACAGGAAUAUGUCCACUUGUUGCAGAAAACGUUCUAGAAGAUAAAGUAAAUCUUCAUAUCAAUAUUUACUAUUAUCAAGAAUUUUUGCUUGAGAUUAUAAGUACUACGUAA